AUGGCUGGCACGGGUGCAUUAAGCCCGUUUAUCAAAGACGAGCCCGAUGAUCAAUUCUUCUCUUCUCACAACCAAAGAUUCAUGUCGAACCCACAAAGCUUUGGUCUUACGCAGACACACUUCAAUCAAUUCGGCUCACAUGGAGGCAGCAUCAAUCCCAAUGAUUUGAAUGUUGGCAGCAAUGCCAUGUCUAUUCCAAACAGUGGAUACGGCACCUCGUUCCAGAACAACUUUACUCAGCCAUCGAACCCAAGCGCAAGCUUCUCAAAGGGCAUCUCAACUUUUGGCGAUGACGAAUUGCUAGAUAGUCUAGACACCUUGAACACUCACGGUGGCAUGCAGAACGGAGGUCAAGACUUCGGCAUGGAAUUCGACUUUAACAACGGACACAACAUCUAUGCAAGCAAUAAUGGAAAUGGCUUGGCUGUUGACCCAAACAUGAAUGGCUAUUCGAAUACUCCAGAUGGCGAUCCUAUCCAGAGUCCCUUUGUUCACAAUUUCAACCAUGCGCAAUUUAGACAUAUGCAGACCCAACACAACUUUGGCUCGUCGCUGCAGUCCCCUGCUUCAUACGCAGGUUCGCCGUUAAGCGGUGCGGAUUUGCACAAUGGAGCUGGAGACAGCAACUUUACCAAGCAACAACGGCCAAGAUUGAGUCAAGUGGGAUCUGGAAGAAGGCAAUCGAGCACUAGAAGUCCACUGACACCGAAAACUCCUGUGAUAUCAUCUCUCAAUAUUGGAUCAACAGAUCACUCGAGCUUUCCUUCUCAGCCGAUUCGCACCAAUCAUGUCCACCGACACCAAAAAACCUCAUCUAAUCAAUGGGAUCAGCCACCGAAUAGCCUUGGUUCCUUCCCAGGCUCCGAGUUCGGUUCGCCUAUCCAAGGAGUUCAUCCAAAUCCUCAAAUUUCCGACAUUCUUAAGGGUACUUCGAUGCCAACCAAACUCAACAAUGGCCACGGGACAGCGAAUGCACCUGGUUUACAAUCCCAAGAAAUGAAGAGAAGACGUCGACGGGAAUCACACAACCUUGUUGAGAGAAGAAGGCGAGAUAACAUCAACGAGCGCAUUCAGGAAUUGAGUCAUCUUGUUCCCUUGCAUCGACUUGAGGAUGAGAAGGUACGCAAGGCCAUUAUGAACAAUUCUCCUCUGUCGCCAAGCCUCACGGCUGUAUCACAACCACCAAAUGGAAUAAGCCCUCCCCAAGCUACCUCGGGCCUUGCUGGCCCUGGUGCCAGGAGAGCCACAGGUAAUAUUACUACCGGUAUUCCGAUCGAGGAGAAAGACAAGGGUCCAAAUAAGGGCGACAUUCUUAAUGGUGCCGUAAGCUGGACUAGAGAUCUUAUGUGGAUGUGUCAUCAUCAGGCUCAACAAAUGGAAGAUCUAGCCAAUCUCAUCGCUGAAUUGGGAGGAACAUGGCCAUACGAGAAAACUGAAGAUGAGAAGCGCAUGCAUACCGAAUUGAUGGAUGCUAUGACGAAGAAUGGUGAAGCUAGUUUCGAAUACACCAGACGUCCAGGUACAGGUUUAAGGGUACCUAAACAUACCGACUAUAGAGGUGAACCAGACCGUGGCUCCAACUUCUCUCAGCUCGACAACUCACUGAGCCCAGACAACCAUAGCAGUACAGAUGUUGGUCAAACUGGUAUGGGUGGUCCAGGUCAAUACUGGAGUGGACACAAUAGUGGAGGCAGCGGUCCUGGCUCUAUUGGUGGCUUCAAAGAAGAGGAUGAAUACAACAUGGAUCUCGGACAAUGA
Botrytis byssoidea is the source of this 1758-nucleotide messenger RNA. RefSeq lists its product as uncharacterized. Gene Ontology annotation, biological process: regulation of transcription by RNA polymerase II. The record is from RefSeq and is a predicted model, not a curated record. The transcript has a single exon. The coding region runs from base 1 to 1758 and encodes 585 amino acids. NCBI's taxonomy places the organism in Eukaryota, Fungi, Ascomycota, Leotiomycetes, Helotiales, Sclerotiniaceae. Gene Ontology annotation, molecular function: DNA-binding transcription factor activity, RNA polymerase II-specific; protein dimerization activity; RNA polymerase II cis-regulatory region sequence-specific DNA binding.